Messenger RNA from Ylistrum balloti, 2910 nucleotides. RefSeq names its product mucin-3A-like. The record is from RefSeq and is a predicted model, not a curated record. The transcript has 2 exons. Bases 1 to 2910 code for a protein of 969 amino acids. NCBI's taxonomy places the organism in Eukaryota, Metazoa, Mollusca, Bivalvia, Pectinida, Pectinidae.
AUGUUAUCCAAGGGCAGUGAUACUAGAUCAAGUUUAUUAGAUCCUGACCUCACUAAUGUUAAAUCUGAUCCUACAGUCCUCACUAAUGUUAUAUCUGAUCCUACAGUCCUCACUAAUGUUAUAUCUGAUCCUACAGUCCUCACUAAUGUUAAAUCUGAUCCUACAGUCCUCACUAAUGUUAUAUCUGAUCCUACAGUCCUCACUAAUGUUAAAUCUGAUCCUACAGUCCUCACUAAUGUUAUAUCUGAUCCUACAGUCUUCACUAAUGUUAAAUCUGAUCCUACAGUCCUCACUAAUGUUAAAUCUGAUCCUACAUUCCUCACUAAUGUUAUAUCUGAUCCUACAGUCCUCAUUAAUGUUAAAUCUGAUCCUACAGUCCUCACUAAUGUUAAAUCUGAUCCUACAGUCCUCACUAAUGUUAUAUCUGAUCCUACAGUCCUCACUAAUGUUAUAUCUGAUCCUACAGUCCUCACUAAUGUUAAAUCUGAUCCUACAGUCCUCACUAAUGUUACAUCUGAUCCUACAGUCCUCACUAAUGUUAUAUCUAAUCCUACAGUCCUCACUAAUAUUAUAUCUGACCCUACAUGUGUAGGUGAUACUAGAUCAAGUUUAUUAGAUACUGACCUCACUAAUGUUAUAUCUGACCCUACACGUGUAGGUGAUACUAGAUCAAGUUUAUUAGAUACUGACCUCACUAAUGUUAUAUCUAAUCCUACAGUCCUCACUAAUGUUAUAUUUGAUCCUACACGUGUAGGUGAUAUAAGAUCAAGUUUAUUAGAUCCUGACCUCACCAAUAUUAUAUCUGAUCCUACAGUCCUCACUAAUGUUAUAUCUGAUCCUACACGUGUAGGUGAUACUAGAUCAAGUUUAUUAGAUCCUGACCUCACUAAUGUUAUAUCUGACCCUACACAUGUAGGUGAUACUAGAUCAAGUUUAUUAGAUACUGACCUCACUAAUGUUAUAUCUAAUCCUACAGUCCUCACUAAUGUUAAAUCUGAUCCUACAGUCCUCACUAAUGUUAUAUCUGAUCCUACAGUCCUCACUAAUGUUAUAUCUGAUCCUACAGUCCUCACUAAUGUUAUAUCUAAUCCUACAGUCCUCACUAAUGUUAUAUUUGAUCCUACACGUGUAGGUGAUAUAAGAUCAAGUUUAUUAGAUACAGUCCUCACUAAUGUUAUAUCUGAUCCUACAGUCCUCACUAAUGUUAAAUCUGAUCCUACAGUCCUCACUAAUGUUAAAUCUGAUCCUACAGUCUUCACUAAUGUUAAAUCUGAUCCUACAGUCCUCACUAAUGUUAAAUCUGAUCCUACAGUCCUCACUAAUGUUAAAUCUGAUCCUACAGUCCUCACUAAUGUUAAAUCUGAUCCUACAGUCCUCACUAAUGUUAAAUCUGAUCCUACAGUCCUCACUAAUGUUAAAUCUGAUCCUACAGUCCUCACUAAUGUUAUAUCUGAUCCUACACGUGUAGGUGAUACUAGAUCAAGUUUAUUAGAUCCUGACCUCACCAAUAUUAUAUCUGAUCCUACAUGUGUAGGUGAUACUAGAUCAAGUUUAUUAGAUACUGACCUCACUAAUGUUAAAUCUGAUCCUACAGUCCUCACUAAUGUUAUAUCUAAUCCUACAGUCCUCACUAAUGUUAUAUCUGAUCCUACACGUGUAGGUGAUACUAGAUCAAGUUUAUUAGAUACUGACCUCACUAAUGUUAUAUCUAAUCCUACAGUCCUCACUAAUGUUAUAUUUGAUCCUACACGUGUAGGUGAUAUAAGAUCAAGUUUAUUAGAUACUGACCUCACUAAUGUUAUAUUUGAUCCUACACGUGUAGGUGAUACUAGAUCAAGUUUAUUAGAUCCUGACCUCACCAAUAUUAUAUCUGAUCCUACAUGUGUAGGUGAUACUAGAUCAAGUUUAUUAGAUCCUGACCUCACUAAUGUUAUAUCUGAUCCUACACGUGUAGGUGAUACUAGAUCAAGUUUAUUAGAUACUGACCUCACUAAUGUUAUAUCUAAUCCUACAGUCCUCACUAAUGUUAUAUCUAAUCCUACAGUCCUCACUAAUGUUAAAUCUGAUCCUACAGUCCUCACUAAUGUUAUAUCUGAUCCUACAGUCCUCACUAAUGUUAAAUCUGAUCCUACAGUCCUCACUAAUGUUAUAUCUGAUCCUACAGUCCUCACUAAUGUUAAAUCUGAUCCUACAGUCCUCACUAAUGUUAUAUCUGAUCCUACAGUCCUCACUAAUGUUAAAUCCGAUCCUACAGUCCUCACUAAUGUUAUAUCUGAUGCUACUGUUGUAUCUAUCCUACUGACCAGGAAAACUGCUGUGCUACUGACCAGUACCACUGUUGGCCUACCGACCUAUACCACUGCUGGCCUACUGACCAGGACCACUGCUGUCCUACUGACCAGUACCACUGCUGUCCUACUGACCAGUACCACAGCUGGCCUACUGACCAGGACCACUGCUGUCCUACUGACCAGUACCACUGUUGGCCUACUGACCAGUACCCCUACUGACCAGGACCACUGCUGUCCUACUGACCAGUACCACAGCUGGCCUACUGACCAGGACCACUGCUGUCCUACUGACCAGUACCACUGCUGGCCUACUGACCAGUACCACUGCUGGCCUACUGACCAGUACCACUGCUGGCCUACUGACCAGGACCACUGCUGUCCUACUGACCAGUACCACAGCUGGCCUACUGACCUAUACCAGUGCUGGCCUACUGACCAGGACCACAAGUGUCCUACUGACCAGUACCACAGCUGUCCUACUGACCAGUACCACUGUUGGCCUACUGACCUAUACCACUGCUGGCCUACUGACCAGGACCACAACUGGCCUACUGACCAGUACCACUGCUGUCCUACUGACCAGUACCACUGUUGGCCUACUGACCAGUACCACAACUGA